Messenger RNA from Laetiporus sulphureus 93-53, 1329 nucleotides. RefSeq lists its product as uncharacterized. Gene Ontology annotation, biological process: mitochondrial respiratory chain complex III assembly; protein insertion into mitochondrial inner membrane from matrix. Gene Ontology annotation, molecular function: ATP hydrolysis activity; ATP binding. The record is from RefSeq and is a predicted model, not a curated record. The coding region runs from base 1 to 1329 and encodes 442 amino acids. NCBI's taxonomy places the organism in Eukaryota, Fungi, Basidiomycota, Agaricomycetes, Polyporales, Laetiporaceae. The transcript is spliced from 6 exons. Gene Ontology annotation, cellular component: mitochondrial inner membrane.
AUGCUAAUCAGUUUGUUCGGAGACAAUCCAUAUUUUCAGGCCGGAUUUGGUCUGAUGGGCCUAGGGGUUGGCCUGAGUGCGCUCCGUCAAGCCCUCAUUAUCUCGUCGGUAGCACUCCGUCGUCGCAUGCUUGUGUCUCUUGAAAUCAACAACAAGGAUCCGGCAUAUGACUGGUUUCUCACUUGGAUGGCCCAGCGUAACAGUGAGGCAGCAGCACAGCCGAAGAGAAUAUGGUCACCGGAAUCAUGGAUCCGUAGCCAUCAGAUCAGCGUCCAGACCCUGCAUGAGCAGCGGAAGAACGGCAGCUCCUCCGUGCUCUUCAAGCUCGUCGCUGGACCCGGAGUGCACUAUUUGCGAUACCGUAAAGCUUGGAUGCAGGUUAAAAGAGAACGAGAGACGCGAUCUCAGCAGCUGAUGUCGGGUAUCCCCUGGGAGACUGUCACCCUUACCACGCUCUCGCGCGAUCGCGACAAGUUCCGCGAGCUGCUAUCAGAGGCUCGUGACAUGGCACUCCGUGCGCAAGAGGGAAAGCUGGUGAUACAUACAGCAUGGGGAAUAGAAUGGCGGCCGUUCGGCCAGCCACGACGGAAGCGUCCGUUGCAAAGUGUCGUGCUUGCGCAAGGUGUCGCAGAGCGCAUCGAGGAGGACGCAAAGGCGUUCUUGCAGAGGAGGAAAUGGUAUGAGGAUCGAGGUAUCCCAUACCGCCGAGGAUAUCUCUUUCAUGGUCCGCCAGGCUCGGGCAAGUCCUCAUUUAUACAAGCUCUUGCAGGCGCUCUUUCGUAUGAUAUUUGCCUCCUCAAUCUGUCUGAACGCGGGCUCGCCGACGACAAGCUCAUCCAUCUUCUCUCCAACGCCCCGGAACGCAGCUUUGUGCUCAUCGAGGAUGUCGAUGCAGCAUUUAACAAGCGGGUGCAGACCACGGCAGACGGGUACCAAUCUUCCGUGACCUUCUCAGGAUUCCUCAACGCGCUCGACGGAGUCGCGUCAGGGGAAGAGCGCAUCAUCUUCAUGACGACCAACCACCCGGAGCGGCUCGACCCCGCGCUCAUCCGGCCGGGACGCGUCGACCUUGCGGUCCUUCUGGACGACGCGGCCCCAGAGCAGGCGCGCAGGCUUUUCAUGCAGUUCUAUCGAGGCGCGGAUGGUCACGAGCACAUAGGCGAAGAGCAGCUCGAGAGCAUGGGCCGGGAGAUCCAGGAGACGGUCGAACACGACAUGAAGCUGGGUCUGCGGACGAGUAUGGCUGCGCUCCAAGGUCUCUUCAUCAGGAGCACAGCCGCGGAGGCCGUGAAAGGUGUCAAAACGCUGAUAGUGCCACAUGCGUCGUGA